Synchiropus splendidus (mandarinfish) is the source of this 8622-nucleotide messenger RNA. Its product is annotated as collagen alpha-6(VI) chain-like. NCBI's taxonomy places the organism in Eukaryota, Metazoa, Chordata, Actinopteri, Syngnathiformes, Callionymidae. Gene Ontology annotation, molecular function: serine-type endopeptidase inhibitor activity. The transcript has 43 exons. The coding region runs from base 163 to 8454 and encodes 2763 amino acids. The record is from RefSeq and is a predicted model, not a curated record.
GUGGGGAGUUGCCUCCCUACAUGGUCGAGGACUGCAGUGUGGAGCAGCAGAGGGCGAGGACGCAGCGCUGCUCACCGGUUCACCAGACUUGUGUCCUGCUGCUGAGGUGCCUUGGAGCCGGACAUCCUUUCUCUGCCAGAACGACAGAAACCAGAGAGCAACAUGGGGGCAAGGCGGAGUUUUCUCCUCGCCUUCGUCCUUGCAGCCUGUUUCUAUGGCACCGCUGCACAGAGGACAGUAUGUACCCAAGAGGCGGUGGCCGACAUCGUCUUCAUGGUGGAUGGCUCGUGGAGCAUCGGCACGGAGAAUUUUGAGCAGAUCCGACAAUUUCUAUACACACUGGUGAACAGCUUUGACGUUGGACCCGAACAUGUUCGCAUUGGCCUAGUCCAGUACAGCACCACUCCACGCACAGAGUUCCUGCUCAACUCCUUCCGGAAAAAGUCUGAUAUCCUGCAGUACGUCAGCAAGAUGCCCUACAUGGGUGGUGGCACCCAGACCGGCCAGGGUUUGGACUUCAUGCUCAAAACCCACUUUGUAGAAUCAUCCGGCAGUCGAAGAAACCAGAACAUCCCACAGAUCGCCGUGGUUAUCACUGAUGGAAAAUCUCAAGAUGACGUGGAGGUCCAAGCCCAGGAUCUGAAACAACAGGGAAUCGUCUUGUAUGCCAUUGGUAUCAAAGAUGCCGACGAGGAGCAGCUGCGAGAGAUUGCUAACAAGCCAUACAGUCAGCAUGUCUACAGUGUGUCUGAUUUUGGAGCGUUACAAGGAAUUUCUCAGAGCAUUGUCCAGACGCUGUGCACAACUGUAGAGGAAGCUAAACGACAGCUCCUGCAGUUGACCAAAGAAUGUGCCAAAGCAACCGAAGCUGACAUCGUCUUUGUGGUGGACGGAUCCUCCAGCAUCGGACCCAACAACUUUCAGGAGGUCCGUGGGUUCCUUCAAAACUUGGUGAACGGCCUUGAUAUCGGCCCGAACAAGGUUCGAGUGGGUUUAGUACAGUACAGCGAUGAACCGUACCAGGAGUUUCUGCUCAAGGACCACAUGGACAAGACAUCUUUACUAAAUGCAAUCGUCAGCUUUCAAUACCGCGGAGGGGGAACAGAAACAGGCAAGGCCAUCAACUUCACCAGGGAAAUGUAUUUCAAAGAAGAGGCUGGGAGUCGAGCCAGCCAGCGUGUUCCUCAGAUCGCUGUGGUCAUCACUGAUGGAGAGUCCAUUGAUGACGUGGUGGUGCCGUCGAAGGAGAUGAGAGAUCAUGGAGUUAUUGUUUUCAGCAUUGGGGUGGGUGGCGCAAACCUGAAACAACUGAACGACAUAGCCAACCAGCCGUCUAGUCGCUUCAGUUUCUACAUUGACAGCUUCCAGACUUUGGAGAGGCUGACUGAUGCUCUGCUACAAACGGUUUGUGUCUCCAUGGAAGACCAGCGGCAAGCCUUGGCCGAGACUUUUGCAGACAUUGUCUUCCUGAUCGACAGUGGAAUCAGUCCAACAGAGUUCCAGCAGAUGCGCGGAACUAUUGUUCGUCUGAUCAGCCAACUUAACAUCGGCAGUGCUGCUUACCGCAUCGGACUGGCCCAGUACGCAAAAGAAACCAAAGUAGAAUUUCGACUGAACACUUACCAAACCAAAGAGGACACUCUAGGAGCAUUCAGGAAGUUUCGCCUACGUAAACCUCAAGCCAAUGAGCCUCGAAACCUGGGAGCUGCCCUGAAGUAUGUCAAAGAGAACCUUUUCUCUGUUGAAGCAGGAGGUCGAGUUGAUCAGGACCAUCGCCAAAUCCUGGUACUUCUGAGUGGACAAGAGUCCAGCGACUCUGUGUACGGACAGGCACGCUUGAUCAAAGAUGCAGGAGUGACGGUGGUGUCAUUGAAUGCUGGUUCAACUUUGUCUAUCGAUUCAGUUGUUGGUGCUGCAGUGCCGGUUGAUGUCGUCACACGGCAACUGAAGGUUGUGUCCUCACCACGGUUGUAUUUCUCUUCUGUCAACGCUGCUGUCACCAGCCUGAAGACUGUCUUUGAAGGUCACGAGAAGGAGUUCAAGGUCACUGAAGGAGAUUGCGAAGCAGCUAACCUGGCGGACAUUGUCUUCAUUGUUGACGAAUCUGGAAGUAUCGGACAGCAAAACUACAAACUUAUCCGCUCUUUCCUGUACUCCGUGGUGAAUGAUCUCGAGGUGAAGCCAAACCAAAUCAAAGUUGGUAUUGUGAUGUUCAGUGAUCGGGCGUCGUCCGAGGUCUACCUUGACACCUUCAAAGACAAGAAGGAAUUGCUGAAGUACAUAAAAAUCCUUCCAUACCGUGGUGGUGGUACCAACACGGCGGCAGCUCUGGAGUUUGCAGAGGAGAAAGUUUUCACCACGGCGAGAGGAAGUAGGAAACGCAUGGGGGUGCAGCAGAUCGCGAUUGUGAUCACAGAUGGAGAGUCGCAGUACAACGUUACCAAAGAGGCCGCCAGUCUUCGACGUUCGGGUGUGACGGUCUAUGCUAUUGGAGUCAAAGACGCCAAUGAGGAACAGUUAAUUGAGAUUGCUUCUCAUCCGGCUAGCAAGUACGUGUUCAAUGUGGACAGCUUUGCCGCGCUGAAGUCAGUCAAGCAAAAACUACCGAGGGCCCUCUGCAACAACAUCAUUCGACAGGCUGUCAGUGUGACAACCAGAAGAAGCGGAAUCAAAAAAGGAUGUACUAAAACUGAUGAAGCUGACAUCUUCUUUCUCGUCGACCACUCUGGAAGCAUUUAUCCAAAUGAUUUCCAAGACAUGCUGAAGUUCAUGACUGAAUUCGUCCGCACCUUCCGAAUUGGCCCAAAGCACGUCAGAGUGGGAGUGGCUAAAUACUCAGAUGAUCCAAACCUAGAAUUUGAUCUUAAUACGCACACAGACGCUAAAGCCUUAGCCAAAGCCCUGGGUGAGAUAAAACAGCUUGGAGGCGGAACAAAUACAGGAAAAGCCCUGGAUUUCAUGUCUCCACAAUUCGACCGAGCAGCAAAAACACGUGGCCAUCAGGUGAAGGAGUACCUAGUGGUCAUUACUGAUGGACAAUCCGCAGAUGAAGUGAAGGUGCCUGCUGAUAAGCUGAGGUCACAGGGUGUCACCGUCUACUCUAUAGGAAUAAAAAGUGCAGUUGUAGCUGAGCUGCUGGAGAUUUCUGGUGACUCAAAGAGGACUUUUUUCGUCAACAAUUUUGAUGCCCUGAGACCUAUUAAAGAUGAAAUCAUCACUGACAUCUGCUCCAAGGAUGCAUGUGAAGACGUGCCCGGCGACCUCAUCUUCUUGAUCGACAGCUCUGGAAGCAUUGAAACGCCAGAAGACUACGGGAAAAUUAAGGACUUCAUGGUGGCUGUGGUCAACAGGUCCAACAUCGGAAGGGACAAAAUCCACAUUGGUGUCAUGCAAUUCAGCGACAAUCCGCAGAUGGAGUUUCCGCUGAAAAAGUACUUCACCAAAGAGGAAUUGAAGACAGCCAUUGGUGGCAUGUGGCAGCUUGGUGGUGGCACAAAGACUGGCGAUGCCAUCAGGGAGCUGACAAAGUAUUUUGAUGCCGCCCAAGGAGGACGCCCAAAUGUGAAACAGCGAUUGGUAGCAAUCACGGACGGAAGGUCACACGAUGACGUAAAAGACGCUGCUGCGGCUCUGAGGGCAAAGGGAGUGACCAUUUACGCCAUUGGAGUGGUCAACGUAAACCGCACCCAGCUCCUGGAGAUCAGUGGGGCCUCAGAACGAGUUUUUGUACAGAGAGACUAUGAUGCCCUCAAGGAGCUGGAAAGUGAGGUUGCACUGGAAUUGUGUGAUACAAAAAGAGACUGCAAGAAAUCAGACAUCAUCUUCCUUGUGGACGGGUCUCAGAGCAUUGAUGAGACAGAGUUCCAGAGCAUGCAGACAUUCAUGGCUUCCAUUGUGAAUCAGACCGUAGUGGGCCCAUCAGACACCCGGUUUGGAGUCAUCCUCUACUCUACAGAGGUCAAGUCUAUCUUCACCCUCAAGAAGUAUGAUUCCAAACGUGAGGUUCUGCAAGCAAUCGCUGAACUAAAGUCUCUCCAUCAAGACACACACACGGGUGAGGCCCUGGAGUUUUGCCUUAAAGAGUUUGACGCGGUGAAUGGGGGGCGGAGGGCACUCGGCGUCCCCCAGUUCCUCAUGGUGAUCACAGACGGAGAAGCCACAAACCCUUACAUCCUUGAGAAGCCGUCCAAAGCCCUGCGCGAUGCUGGAGUCAAUGUCUACAGCAUCGGGGUGGAGGAAGCCAACCAGGACCAGCUGAAGACCAUGGCCGGCCGCGACGACCACGUCUUCUAUGUCAACAAUUUUGACGGCCUGAAAACCUUGCUCAAGAGCAUAACAGAUUCCCUCUGCAAUGAAAGCAACCUAGCUUGUGAGAAGCAACAGGCAGACCUGGUCCUGCUGGUGGAUCAGUCCGGCAGCAUUAAGGUGCAUGAGUACGCCAUAAUGAAGAAUUUUACCAAAGAUCUGGUGGGCAGCUUCCAAGUCAACAAGGAUUUUGUUCGAGUGGCUCUGGCCCAGUUCAACAGUGGCUUCCAGCAUGAGUUCUUUCUCAACCAGUUUUACGGUGUGGAAGAUAUUUAUAGUCACAUUACAGGCAUGGUGCAGCAGGGUGGCGGCACAAAUAUUGGUCUGGCUCUGGAGCGUAUUCAGGCAUAUUUUGAGGCUUCACGUGGCAGCCGUCGUUCCUCUGGAGUCUCACAGAACCUGGUGCUCAUCACAGACGGAAUGUCAGAUGAUGAUGUGUUGGGUCCGGCAGUCAAACUACGGGAGAUGGGCGUGGUGGUCUUCGCCAUUGGGAUCGGCAAUGUCCACAGUCUGGAGCUGCAGCAGAUCACUGGAUCUCCCAAGCGUCUCUUCACUGUUAAGGACUUUGAUGCAUUGAAGGAGAUCAAGCAGACAGUGGUUGAGACUAUUUGCAGUGAACCUGAGGAUGAGCCAGAUUGCACCAUCGACAUUGCAAUGGGUUUUGAUAUCACCAGGAGAUCUUCUCGUGAUUUGCUGGGUGAACAGGUGAAGCUGCGGUCUUUCUUACCGCACAUAGUCCACUACGUCUCGUCGAUUCCAGGCUUGUGCUGCACUGGGCCAGUCCCCAUCAAGCCCAACAUUGCAUUUAGAGUAGUGGAUCGCCAGGGCAAGUUGUUGGAUGACUUCAACUUCGAGAGCUAUAAUCAGGACAUCAUCAAGAAGGUCAUGAGUCUGACUCCAUCUGAGCCCACAUACUUCAAUACGCCAAUGCUCAGGUCCUUUGGGGAGAAGUUCAAACUACAGUCAGGCGCCGGGGUUAAGAUUCUCGUGGUCUUCUCCGAUGGACUGGACGAUGAUGUGAUGAAGCUGGAAUAUGAGUCUCAUCAGCUCAGACAAGCUGGGCUUGAUGCUCUGCUCGUGGUUGCACUGGAGGGAGCUCAGAACCCGUCCCAGCUUCAGAUGGUGGAGUUUGGCCGCGGUUUCGGCUAUAAGGUUCCUCUCACCAUUGACAUGCCAAGUGUGGGCAGCACCAUCCUCAAGCAGAUUGAUACUGUGGCUGACCGCGAGUGCUGCAACGUCAUGUGCAAAUGUACUGGACAUGAAGGCGUCAGAGGAUCUCGAGGCGGAACAGGGGAAAAGGGUGCACCAGGACAGAAGGGUCAUGCCGGAUUCCCUGGAGAAGAUGGUGUGGCCGGCGAGCGGGGCCUACCUGGACCAAGUGGACCCCAGGGAGUCCAGGGUUGUUCUGGGAUCAGAGGAAUAAAGGGUUCCAGGGGUCUCCGGGGUGACAGGGGUGAGAAUGGAGAGGACGGGCUGGACGGAGUGGAUGGAGAGCAGGGAUUGACGGGCAAAGAUGGGAGUCGUGGAGCGAGAGGACAUCCGGGAAACCCAGGCGUCCCAGGUAGCCGAGGAGAGAGCGGUCUGAACGGACAGCGAGGACUGAGAGGAGAUCCGGGUGAACCAGGGACUGACAAUACUGUGCCGGGGCCCAAAGGAGAGGUUGGGAAUCAAGGUCUACCGGGUGAACCGGGAGAAGAUGGAAAUGCAGGCGAGAGCGGUGUCUUCGGAGCCCCGGGACCUGAUGGGAGGCGAGGGCCGCUCGGCAACAAGGGUCCACCAGGAAAACCUGGCGAGCCAGGAGUCCAAGGUAGUCCUGGUGCUUCAGGUCCACAGGGUCCAAGAGGAUCAAGAGGUCCACCUGGGCCAAGAGGUCCUGCUGGUCUCCCUGGACGUCAGGGCGGACCAGGCACACCUGGGAAAGCUGGCCUGGCUGGACGUCGCGGAGCCAACGGACAGAAGGGCCAACCAGGCGAGCCAGGAGAAGCUGGUGUUCCGGGUUCGAUGGGUCCUCGAGGAAUGCCAGGCCAGGAUGGGAAAGAUGGGUAUGGACCCGAAGGACCAAAGGGCGUUAAAGGUGAUCCUGGUUAUCCUGGCUACCCUGGACUUGUGGGGGAGAGCGGGCUGCAGGGUCCUAAAGGUUACCCGGGGCGUAAAGGGAACCUCGGACGCGGGGGGAACUCUGGAAUUCCAGGAGAGUCAGGUGUUGUCGGAGAGCCGGGUUAUCCCGGACACAGAGGCCCUCGAGGUCCACCUGGGAAGACAGGCAAGACAGAGUGUGAGCUGAUCACCUACAUCCGAGACAACUGUGCUUGUUCCAUCGAUCGCUCCAGCUGCCCAUCCUUCCCCACCGAGCUGGUGUUCGGCCUGGACAUGUCCGAAGAUGUGACCCCAGCCGCCUUCGAGAGACAACGAUCCGCUCUGCUGUCCCUACUGGAUGAGAUCAGCAUUGCUGAGAGCAACUGUCCCACUGGGGCACGUGUGGCCGUCGUGGCCUACAGCACCUUCACCAAGUACCUGAUCCGCUUCCAGGAUUACCGCCGCAAGACCCAGCUGGUCGAGGCAGUGAAGAACAUCGCCCUGGAACGCAGCACCAACAAACGGCACCUGGGAUCGGCCAUGCGCUUCGUGGGCCAGAAUGUCUUCAAGCGCAUCCGGUCUGGAAUGAUCAUGCGGAAGGUGGCUGUGUUCUUCUCUGGAGGUCAAGUUCAAGAUGUCGCCAACAUUGUCACCGCCACCAUGGAGUACCGUGCCCUCGGUAUCGUGCCUGCCGUCAUCUCGCUGAAGAAUGCGCAACUGGUCAGCCGUGCGCUGGAGGUUGACGACACUGGGAAUUCCAUCUUCGUGGUGCUGGGGAGGGACGCCAGCGCCGACCUGAGGAAGAUCAGGAACUGUGCCAUUUGUUACGACCCGUGUCAGCGCUUGGAGGAGUGUUCCUUUAUCCAGGACCCGCCGAAGCCUCAGGAGGCCGACGUGGACCUCGUCAUGGUGGUGGACAGUUCCAGAGAGGUGCAAACGGACGAGUACGCUGGGGUCCAGCAGCUCCUAGGCUCGGUGUUGGAGCAGGUGGCUGUGAGCCCUCAACCCCGUCGGCCCGGUCCUGGGGCUCGAGUGGCGGUGGUCCAGCAGAGUGGCCUGAACCCCAAGUUAGAGUUCGGCCUUCAGGCCUUCCAGAGCCAGGAAGCCAUGAGGGAGCACCUCGUCCGGAACAUGCAGCAGCAGCACAGCUCCUCUGCGCUCGGCCAGACUCUGGAGUUCAGCCUGCAGGAGGUUCUGCUGAAGGCAGCGCAGCCCCGCAAGAGAAGGGUCUUGUUCACUGUGGUGGGCACCCAGACCGCCUACCAGGACCAGGCCAAGUUGCACUACAUGUCCCAGAAGGCCAAGUGUGAGGGGGUGGCGAUCUUUGUGAUGACGGUGGGUGACCGCUACAACCGCACACAAGUGGAAGAGCUCGCCAGCCGACCCGUCCGCCAGCACCUGAUCCAUGUGCGCCAGCUGAAGUCUGAGGAGCAGGGCUACACCCAGCGCUUCUUCAGGGUCUUCCUUUCCGCUCUCAACAAGGGCAUCAAUACUUAUCCCCCCCCUGCUGUGAAGGAGUCAUGUGACAAGCUGGAUGGAGGGCAAAUCUUCAUCAGUGGGCAAGAAGGUUACAUAGAGGUCGCUGACCAGGUGCCUGUCAACUUCGAGGAGCAACUGAGGAGCAGAACUCAGACGGGAAAGAUGAGCGUCGACACGCUGACACCAACAGACAUGAAAGCCCAGUGUCAGUUGCCUGCUGAUACUGGUGUCCACUGUAGCGACCACAUUCAACUGUGGUUCUUUGACAAAGACGUCGGUGCAUGCUCCCCCUUCUGGUACGGAGGCUGUGGCGGCAACGCCAAUCGCUUUAACACGGAACGUGAAUGUUUACGGACAUGUGGCGCUCCUCACUCUAAACAUCUGCUGAGCUCAAGCGCCCCUCGCGUGCUCACAAAAGACGCCUGCUUCCAGCCUCAGGACAUCGGCAGCUGCCAGAACUACACCAUGAUGUGGCACUUUGAUGCAGAUCAGAGCGAGUGUGCACGUUUCUGGUUCGGCGGCUGCGGUGGCAAUGACAACCGCUUCAGCACGCAGGACGAGUGCGAAAGUCUGUGUUUGAUCAGGAGCCACUGAGCGAACCGCUCUGGACACUGUCUCCACGUCAGCAUGGACGUUUCGUCCCCAAGGUUUAAUAAGUGAUGUGUGGGGUUUGCUGAUGCCUCCCCCCUUCAGGUGGUUCACAGGAACAUAAGCCAAGACUUCCUAAGAAAUAUUUGGAAAAAAAACAAUAAAAUGUUUUUA